Messenger RNA from Melitaea cinxia (Glanville fritillary), 1005 nucleotides. RefSeq lists its product as uncharacterized. The transcript is spliced from 5 exons. Gene Ontology annotation, cellular component: extracellular matrix. Lineage: Eukaryota; Metazoa; Arthropoda; Insecta; Lepidoptera; Nymphalidae. The record is from RefSeq and is a predicted model, not a curated record. The coding region runs from base 1 to 1005 and encodes 334 amino acids.
AUGUUGUCAAAGACGUGGUUCUUAAUUUUCUUCGUCGGCAUUAGCUCUGCUGUUAUAAUUGACUCUAAUGGUGGACUAAAAAUAGGAUCUUAUAGAUCUGACAGUGGUAAAGCAUGGCAAAUGGUCAAACUGUAUUCUCCUAACUCACCACCAAUUUUUAAAUAUGACUUUCAUACUUACCCAAAGUACAAGUUUGAGUACGCAGUAUCAGAUAAAAAGACUGGUGACCAUAAGCAUCAUUAUGAAGCCAGAGACGGCGACAGAGUUCGAGGAGGUUAUAGUCUCGUUGAACCAGAUGGCUCCUUGAGAACGGUAGAAUAUAACGCUGAUGACCAACAUGGAUUUAAUGCCGUCAUAAGCAAAAGUGUUAACAAACAUGAUGGUCACGCAUUUUCUAUAAUUGGUCAUACAAGACAGUUUUUACCUAUAGAAAGUGGAAUAAAAAUCAACCACGUCUUUCCCAUCAAAAGUUAUUAUCAUCAAGAACCUAACAGUACUAUUAUUGCAAAUGGAGAUGAGAAACCUGUUAAUGAAAAUCCAGUUGAACCAAAACAAGACGAAGUUUAUGCUCAUAAAAAUGCAACGGAAACACAAAAUGAUAAAAUAAUACGACUUACAUCGAUAGUUGCAGAAAGUACUGAUAAAAAUACUGAAGCACCUAUUUUAACUGUCAAAUCAAUGAAAAUGUCAGCUACUGUACUACCAGUACCAUUAGAGAAUGAUGGUAUUAAUCAAGAGUCAGAAAACAUUUCUAAAAUGCCAGUGGAAGAAAUUACUAUUGAUCCAACUCUUAGUGAACCGAUGAAAACAUUUGAAACAAUAGAAAACACUCAAAAGGAAGAACCACAAACUGACUCCGAAGUAGCGUCAUCAUAUUACCAUUCAAAAAUAUAUUACACACAGCAACAAGUUUCUGAUAAUUUUUGUGCCGCAAUUAAACGCAACGCUAUAUGUCAAAUAUUAAGACUUGCGUCCUAUGAAACGAAAAGAUAUAUAGUUCAUUAG